AUGCAGUCUAUAGUACUUCUUCUAUCUAUCCUAGGAUGCAUCUACAUCGUUCAUGGAUUAGAAUGUUAUUAUUGUGAAAGCGGCGUAAACUCGGGUUGUGGUGAUCCGUUCAAUGCAAGUGCCAUGAAUGACGACAACACGGAUGACGAUACUACCUUUAUAGCGUGUGUGAAAGUAAAGAGUGAAAGCAAUGGCAUUUUCAGCAUAUCACGUCGUGGUGUAAAUACAACUGGCGACUGCUCUGGAGACGUGAAUGGCUUUUCAUUCAAUGUUUCCUUGCCAAUAUUUAAUAUAUUUCAUUGGGUUAAUUUGAAUCCUAAUAAGUGUACAACGUCACCCAAUGGAACAUAUGUUGCAUUGAAUUACAAUGGAAAUUGUACUUUAUCUCCAGAUACUCUAACAACAAGUUCAUAUAAAUUUGUAAUCGAGCCUGAAACACAAACAGCUAAAUCGUUUAUAGUCUAUAAUGAUAGAGUUUGUCGGCUGGCUAUGAACUAUUAA
Messenger RNA from Rotaria socialis, 501 nucleotides. The record is from the annotation of a GenBank genome assembly. NCBI's taxonomy places the organism in Eukaryota, Metazoa, Rotifera, Eurotatoria, Philodinida, Philodinidae.